AUGGGCAAGAAGCGAGCGCGCGAAGAGGGCAGGGAGGUCCCACCUGCCGACGUUGACAAGAUGGUCGAGGACAGCUCCGACGACGAGGAUUUCGAUAUGGUUAAUGUCGAUUUUGAGUGGUUUAACUUUGACCCCGAGGUCGACUUUCACGGAACCAAGACGCUCCUGCGACAACUAUUCGACGUCGAUGCAAACCUCUUCAACAUGUCUGCCCUCUCCGAUCUCAUUCUCUCACAACCCACCAUUGGCUCUACUAUCAAGGUAGACGGAAAGGCUAACGAUGCCUACGCUCUGCUCACUGUGCUAAACACGGCUGUCCAUCAAGACAAGGAGCCUAUGAAGGACAUCAUCAAGUACCUGGUGGAUAAGGCGCAGGCCAACUCGUCCUUGGCACCCGUUGCCGAUGUGCUCAACACUGGCAAGCAUGUGGGACUCGUGUUCUCCGAACGUCUCAUCAACAUGCCUUCCGAGCUGGCGCCACCGCUUUACUCGAUGCUUAUCGAUGAGGUGGAGGCGGCCGUCGAGGAUAAGGAGCCUUACGAUUUCUCUCAUUACCUGAUCUUGUCCAAGACAUACCAGGAGCUCGAGUCCAAGCUAGAUGUCGAGAACCAGAAGCGCAAAAAGGCAAAGGAGGAGGCUGGCAUGUACUAUUUCCACAUGGAGGAUGAGGUGCUGCACAAGCAUGCGGUUGCGCAUGGAAACUUCAACUACACAAAAGAGGAUGAGUCGGCGGCAGACAGCAAGCGAGCGUUCCAAGAAUUGGGCGUCAAGGCGCAUGGACACAUGAUCCUCAUCGAAGCGAACAAGUUUCCAGGGGCGGUCAAGGCCGUUAAUAAAUAUUUAAGUGCUGCGCAAUAG
Fusarium sp. VM40 is the source of this 858-nucleotide messenger RNA. The record is from the annotation of a GenBank genome assembly. Lineage: Eukaryota; Fungi; Ascomycota; Sordariomycetes; Hypocreales; Nectriaceae.